Messenger RNA from Drosophila kikkawai, 827 nucleotides. RefSeq names its product skin secretory protein xP2. NCBI's taxonomy places the organism in Eukaryota, Metazoa, Arthropoda, Insecta, Diptera, Drosophilidae. The record is from RefSeq and is a predicted model, not a curated record.
CCCUCCAGCUAAUCACAGCUACCUAAUCCUCAAUUCAAGCAAAAUGUUCGCCAAGAUUGUGCUCGUCGCCCUCUGCGUGGCCACUGCCCAGGCCGGUCUUCUGCCCUUCCAUGCUCCCGCUCCUCUAGCUGCGCCACUGGCUGCUCCGCUGGCUGCUCCUCUGACUCCAUUUGCGGCUCCUCUGGCCGCACCAGUGGCUGCUCCUGUGGCCACCGCCAGCGUGGUGGCUCCUUAUGCCUCCAGCUUCAAUGCCCACCGCAUCAACCACGCCGUGGCCUAUCCUGUGGCUCCAGUUCCAGCACCAGUGGCCUUCGCUGCUCCCGCUCCCCUGCCCGUUCCUGUGGCAGCUCCUGCGCCGGUGGCCUUUGCUGCUCCCGCUCCUCUCCCAGUGGCUGCUUCCUUGCCAGUGGCUGCACCAGCUCCAGUUGCCUUCGCUGCCCCUGCUAAGGUUGGAUUCGGUGUGCCCGCUUUUGCUGCUCCCGCUCCUGCCGUUGCUGUGGCUGCUCCCCCCAAGGUGGCCUUCGCUGCCCCCGCUCCUGGGGCUGCUCCUCUGGCUGCUCCUCUGGGCUUUGCUCCUGCCCCGGCGCCCGUGGCCUUUGCUGCUCCCGCCAAGUUCGGAUUUGCUCCGUUCGCAGCUCCAGUGCCAGUGCCAGCGCCUCUGGCCUUGGCACCCAAGUUCGCCGCGCCCGCCCCGUACUUCUUCUAAGGAUUUAGUCACAGGAUCACUCAGCUCACGCCCAUCCGUCCUAUUAGCUUGUAGAACUUAGUCCAAAUCAUCAUCCCCAGACAGCAUCAAUGCUUGGCGAAUAAAUAAAUCAUAAAUUGAA